Mauremys reevesii (Reeves's turtle) is the source of this 2582-nucleotide messenger RNA. It is a transcript of the gene SNAPC5, whose product is annotated as small nuclear RNA activating complex polypeptide 5. The record is from RefSeq and is a predicted model, not a curated record. Gene Ontology annotation, biological process: transcription initiation at RNA polymerase III promoter; transcription by RNA polymerase II. Gene Ontology annotation, cellular component: nucleus. The transcript has 3 exons. NCBI's taxonomy places the organism in Eukaryota, Metazoa, Chordata, Testudines, Geoemydidae. Bases 57 to 338 code for a protein of 93 amino acids.
CGCGCCGCCGCCGCCGCCGCCGCCGGGGGGCUUGAGGCGGCCGGGCCGCGGGGAGGAUGCUGAGCCGCCUGCAGGAGCUGCGGAAGGAGGAGGAGACGCUGCUCCGGGUGAAGGCGGCGCUGCACGAUCAGCUCAACCGGCUCAAGGUGGAAGAGCUGGCCCUUCAAUCUAUGAUUAGCUCCAGAGAGAAGAAUGUAAUGGUCUCUCCACCAGGUAUCACAGAGGAGACUCAAAAAACCCUUGGGCAGAUGGACAAUGAGGCUGCUAUCAAUCAAACUGAAUUACAGCUAAGUAUUCAAGACCAUGAAGAGGAAGAGGAGGAUGAAUCGGACUCCUGAAGGGGGGGGAAAUGGGAGACAGCUGGUGUUAUUUAUCCUAGACUCAGGAAAUUCCCCUUUGUUCAAGCAAAACUUCCCAUCAGAUUCUACUUGGUGCUGUACACAGAUAUGAACUACAUAAAUGAAUGAAAAUUACUUUUGGAGGGUUCCAGUGAGGUUAGACUGGUGGCACAGAUGACACAAGCUUGUCAAAAUCUUGUUUUGGAUGUUAAAAGAAUGAAAAGUUGUUCCACAAAUAUGUAGCAUGAUCCCUUUUACAUUUAAAGCCUAAAAUGUAGUUUACUACUUGUUUGUAUAUAGGUGGGAAAAGUUAAUGUAGUUAACUAAUUUAGUUCACUAAAGCAAUAACUAUUCCAACUGUAAUUCCACAAAAGUGGAGAUUAGGAAAUUAAAGUGAUCUAGGAAAUGAAAAAUGAUGGCCCUUCCAGAAUUCAUGUAAUGUUAUACUAAUAAGUUAGUGUUGCACUUGUCAGCAGACAAAGCAUUUCCUCUCCUGCUGACUUGCAGAUACUAAAUCACUGCAGCUGAUUCUUGGAUCAUUCCUUAAAUAGAUGUUAGAAGGCAUAGAAAACCAAACUUGCGUUAUGCUGCUAAAAAUAGAAAAUAAAGGUAAUAUCUUAACUGAGGCAUCCUUGUCAACCUCUCAUACUAAUAAAAUGUUUAUACACUAGAUUUUAAAAAUCUGGUUUAUAAAAUGUGUGUAAAGCAUUCCAGUGUUGAUUAGGAUUAAGCUUUAAAGCUCCUGUUGAUGUCUCCCCUAGCAAUAGUAGCCCUGCACAAAAAUUUAGUAGAUAACCAAAUAAAUGUCAUUUAACUUAUUUAACAAAUGGGGAGGGGGAAGUUUGCAAUAUGUUCAGUGUCCUAGAUGUGGUUAUAAAACAUGAUCCAACUUCUAGAUAGCUCCUGCCCUUGAUUGUAGGAAAAUAUUUGAGGAAGGGCUCUUGGUUAAAGCUUAGCUUUGGUUUGUAGUUAUGGAAACUAACUUUUAGAAUGUAAGGAUAGCAUCAUCUUCUAUUGCUGAAGUUCAGCCUGGCUCUGAGUGUAAUUGAAGUUUCAAUCUUGUCUAGGAGAAUGAUUUGCAGGCUUUUCCCCAAACUCAUUAGGGCUGGGGGAGGCUAGGCAGAACGUUUCUGGGCCAGAUAUGUCCCAAGUUUAGGUGAGAAUGUCAGAAUAAUGGGAUUGUUUUUGAAAAGUGUAUACUCUUGCACAAGUAGUUUGUAAGGGUAGCGGGACACGACCUGUGUCGUUCCUUUGUUUUGUAGAGGUGAGUAUAUUUGCUGGCACUUGAUCCGACUCUUUCCCCUUAUCUCGAGACAGCGACAGCUUGUUGCCCUCCUUUCUCUUGCCUAAACUCCAGGCAAAACAUGUUCUGUAACAGUUAACCUUAGGCCUCAUCUAGUCUGGACAAUUUUGGCAUGUUAUUGUUGGCUGAGUGUCUAAAACGGUAGCACGUGUGUGUAAAGGCAUACUUUAUACCAUGUUAACCUUGCCCUGAUGAAGUCUAAAUAACACUUGUUCUUAGCCUAUGCUUGCUUUUAAAGUUGUAGUGCUAAUGUAGACAAGAAACACAAGCAAAUUAGCUUGCAUGCUACAAGUAGGCCUCCUGCCACUGUUCCACUGAGGCCAUAUGCACUUGAAGUGGCUAACAUGCUGCUGGAUGUGUGGAUAAGUGGAUUUACAUGUUCUGAGAGUUCUGGGCCACUACUAGUGUACAUAUGGUAUAGUUUUCUAGUGGAGACAGGACCUUAGCCUGAACAGCUUUUAAACUCCAUUUAAACAUGGUUUGUACUGUGGGACCAAAGGGUUUGGAUUUGAGCCAGGCGAGUGGAUGGAUACAUCAUUAGCAGUACUGAUGGCUGAUCUGCUGUUGAUGGAUGGAGGCAGACUGCCAUCCUCCUUCUGCAGCAUUUGAUCCUGCUAAGCAUGAGAAACUCAGGUAGAUGGCAGGAGUCCUGGGCAACGUGGUAGAAUGGUUUGAGUCCUUUCUGAAAGCAUUGGCUCAAAGCCCUAGUGAUGGAAAAGCUGCUCCUUUGCCACCAGAUGCCUUACUUUGAGUAUCAUCCAAGGAUCAAUGCUUUGUAGACUUCUACUCAAUGUUGGCAAUACAGUCCAUGUGCACAAUAUGCAGAUGAACACAGCUCUACUUUCUCUCUGCAAUGUACAACAAUGCCACUUUCAGUAAGUUAGUGAUUGGAUGAGACCAGCUCAUGGCUGAACAAAAGCUGGUUGAAGCUGAAUCCAGGC